CUGAUGUACCCUGGAAAAGUAUCCUAAGCUACUUACCCGUUUACAUGGUGUUUUUAUGCCACGUGUGCGACACAUGGACGUUCUACCUACUUGUUACGUGCCUUCCAUUGUUUCUGAAAGAAAUUCUGCAAUUUGAUAUAGAAAGUAAUGGACUUUUCUCAUGCUUACCCUACCUUAGUUACAUGAUUGGAAUAGCGGUUGCUGGAGUAGGAGCAGAUCUCGCCCGCUCGUGGAAAAAUACUUCAAUAACUACAAUAAGAAAGGUCUUUCAAAUAACAAGUUUCGCUGGUGUGGCUAUAUUUAUUUUAAUCCCGGGACACUUGACAUGUGAAUAUAGAUAUGUAGUGAUCACGUGCUUCAGUUUAUGCACGUUUUUUGAAGCAAUUGGCAUUUCAGGCGGACACCUGCCAAAUAUAGUAGAUAUAGCGCCCAGGUAAUGUAAUUGUAAAUCACAUUUUCUAAAUUUAAGAAUAAGAACACAGAUAAACAAGGCAAGGUGACUUUCACAGAACGCAGCCCCCGAUACAACCUAGUCACCCAACAGGUCACCCAGAAGGCACCGAACCAAAAACCAGAAGAGAAUACAAGGGUGGUGAAAAGAGUGGAGGGAUAUGUAAAAAGUGAAUGAAAAUAACUUUAUUCAUUAUAGCUAUGUAGUUUAUUCCUUGAACGCUGGUGUUGAUAUAAGAAUUUCUUGUACCAGCAAAAUUGAGCUUGAAAUAGACCACCCUUCACUCUUUCUCCACCUGACAAUAUAA
Molecule: messenger RNA, 758 nt
Organism: Ruditapes philippinarum (Manila clam)
Lineage: Eukaryota; Metazoa; Mollusca; Bivalvia; Venerida; Veneridae
Product: sialin-like
Exons: 3
Coding region: 45-437 (130 amino acids)
Biological process (GO): monoatomic anion transport
Molecular function (GO): transmembrane transporter activity
Source: RefSeq, a predicted model, not a curated record